Petromyzon marinus (sea lamprey) is the source of this 4011-nucleotide messenger RNA. RefSeq names its product electrogenic aspartate/glutamate antiporter SLC25A13, mitochondrial-like. Gene Ontology annotation, biological process: L-glutamate transmembrane transport; malate-aspartate shuttle; aspartate transmembrane transport. Lineage: Eukaryota; Metazoa; Chordata; Hyperoartia; Petromyzontiformes; Petromyzontidae. The record is from RefSeq and is a predicted model, not a curated record. Gene Ontology annotation, molecular function: L-glutamate transmembrane transporter activity; L-aspartate transmembrane transporter activity; calcium ion binding.
UGUGACGUCACGGCACCGCCCGCCCCCCCAUCCACCCGUGUAACAUGUGCGCGGACAUGGCGGCCAAGGUGACACGGCGUUCGGUGGCGAGGCGGGGUUGGUGACCCGGGGCGUCCGUCACGGCGUUUCCCAGCAGCAGGCAGCGACGGGAAGCGGCACAGCAACUUUCUUCACUCAACAACUACGGCGGUCUAUUUGUUAUUUAUUCCCGCUGUGUAUUGCUGCAGAGACGCGCGGUCGUACGAAGCCCCUCGCCGAUCACUUCGCGGUCACUAAUUAAGCUGCAGUUGACCGCUAAUUGACUUGGUCGAGCUUGCGGGGCGCGCCUUGACCAUGAUUUCCGUCACGAAGCGAGCGGAUGCAGCUGAGCUUAAAACCGUGUUUAAUAAGUAUGCGAGCGUCGAGCACAAUGGAGAUCGCUUCAUGGCUCCAGCCGACUUUGUGCAGCACUUCCUGGGCCUGCUCCGCCAACCCAACCACAAUCCGCGCGCCGUGAUCACGCUCGCUGGCGUAGCCGACACCAGCAAAGAUGGGCUCAUCUCCUUCCAGGAGUUUGUGGCGUUUGAGUCGGUGCUGUGCGCCCCCGACGCCCUCUUCAUGGUGGCCUUCCAGCUCUUUGACAAGCAGGGCAAAGGCGAGGUCACCUUCGACGGAGUGAAGGAGGUGUUCAGCCAGACCGCCAUCCAUCAGCAGAUUUCCUUCAACUGGGACUGCGACUUCAUCCGGCAGCACUUUGGCCACGACCGCACCAGGCGCCUCAUCUACUCCGAGUUCACGCAGUUCUUGCAGGAGCUGCAACUGGAACAUGCUCGGCAGGCCUUCGCCCUGAAGGAUGUUAACAAGUCCGGUACGAUUCCAGCACUGGCCUUCAACGACAUCAUGCUCACCAUCCGUCCGCACAUCCUGUCGCCGUUCGUGAAGGAGAACCUCGUGUCGGCAGCGGGAGGCAGCAAAACUCACCAGGUGAGCUUCUCUUACUUCAAUGCCUUCAACUCGCUUCUCAACAACAUGGAGCUGAUGCGCAAGAUCUACAGCACGCUGGGUGCAUCGCGCAAGGGCGUCGGCGUCACCAAAGAGGAGUUUGUACUGGCAGCUCAGAGGUUCGGCCAAGUGACUCCGAUGGAAGUGGACAUCUUGUUCCAGCUGUCUGAUCUCUUCGAGCCAACGGGUCGAGUGACCCUGGCAGACAUAGAGAGGAUAGCUCCCCUCCAGGACGGUGCCAUGCCUUAUAACUUGGCCGAAGCCCAGCGGCAGCAAGCCUCAGACAAGUCAAGACCCAUUCUCAUCCAAGUGGCCGAAUCUGCCUACAGAUUUGGUCUGGGCUCAAUUGCCGGAGCGGUGGGCGCCACGGCCGUGUACCCCAUCGACCUGGUGAAGACGCGCAUGCAGAAUCAGCGCUCGACCGGCUCCUUCGUGGGCGAGCUCAUGUACAAGAACAGCUUUGACUGCUUCAAGAAAGUGGUGCGCUACGAGGGCGUCUUCGGCCUCUACCGAGGUCUCAUUCCUCAGCUCCUUGGAGUGGCUCCAGAAAAGGCCAUCAAGCUUACUAUGAAUGAUUUCAUAAGGGAUAAAUUCACGAAGAGGGACAAAUCCAUCCCUUUGAUUGGAGAAAUCAUCGCCGGGGGCUGUGCGGGUGGCUCCCAGGUCAUCUUCACCAAUCCGCUGGAGAUUGUCAAGAUCCGCCUGCAGGUGGCUGGCGAGAUCACAACGGGCCCGCGUGUCAGCGCCCUCAACGUGCUGCGUGACCUGGGCUUCCUGGGCCUAUAUAAGGGUGCCAAGGCGUGCUUCCUUCGCGACAUCCCCUUCUCCGCCAUCUACUUCCCGGUGUACGCGCACACCAAGUCCAGUUUCGCAGACGAGAAAGGCCAUGUGGGGCCACUGCACCUGCUCACGGCCGGUGCCAUUGCAGGCAUGCCGGCCGCCUCCCUGGUCACUCCGGCCGACGUGAUAAAGACGCGUCUGCAAGUGGCGGCGCGUGCCGGCCAGACCACAUACAGCGGCGUCAUAGACUGCUUUCGCAAGAUCCUGAGCGAGGAGGGCCCUCGGGCCCUGUGGAAGGGCGCUGGAGCUCGUGUCUGCCGCUCGUCUCCGCAGUUUGGCGUCACUCUCCUCACGUACGAGCUGCUCCAGCAGUGGUUUCACGUCGACUUCGGUGGCCGAAGGCCAGAAACGGUACCCAAGUCUCCUCUUGCAGAUCUGCCCCCAACCCGGGUCGACCACAUUGGAGGCUACCGCCUGGCCAAUGCCACCUUUUCCGGCAUCGAGAACAAGUUCGGCCUCUGCCUGCCUAAGUUCCACGUGGCUGGAGGUGGUGGCCCCACAUCGGCUGGCCCGGUGGCUUCGGUGGCGCCCCUCGCUGUGCCCCAGGCCUAGGUGCAGCUGCUGCUGUCGCCCUGUUCCAUUUGCGCAGCUGAACCUUCUUAUUAGUUUGUGGAACAAUUGUUUCACCAGUUGCAAUGGUGGGUUAUAUAUUUCCGUCUGUUCUUUGCUCAAUGGUUGGAAUAGUACGUAUAUUUUCAGUUUUUUGAUGACCAAGUUAUUGUGGUAGGGGGUUAAACAUUUCAAUUACUUUCUUUGCUAACUGGUUGCCAUGGUGGUUUAUCCAUUUUUAGUCAGUCUUUGGUGACCAGCCAUGCAAUUAUUUCAGCAGCCAAUUUCAACUAGAAAUUAUUGAGAUGUACUAGAGCAUUCGUUUGUUUGAGACACUUUAUAUGAGUGGAUAUUUCCACUUACAGUAAAAACCCUUGAAUGAUUUAUCUCGUGAGUACAGGUGGACCUGUCCCAUGCCUGUCACAUCUAUUCGACCAGCUGUUGGGAUCCGCUCUGCAAUCUGCUAUCGUGAUCUUACUUCUGUUAACUGUGCAGAAUGCUGUCAUUUUAAGAGCCUGGGAUGAUUUUUUUGCACAAGUUCUGAUGGUAAAGGUUUGUAAGCAAUUCAAAUUCUAAUGCGAAUGUAUUUUACUCGAGAACAGAAAACAGUGGUAACCAUAUGUGAAAAAAAUUAUAAACUUUUUUUUUCUCCUCAGACCGGUAGGUGUGUUUGCGCGUUUUGUCCUUGGCAUUGAUGGUGAAAUGGCAGUGAUGGAAUUAUCCUCUGCUGCUGCUGUUUUUGUCUCAUAACCACACAACUUGGCUUUAUUGGGUCAAUUGUGAUUUGACUCAUGGCAGAAGAAACAUCCGUCUAACAAUGCCUAGUGUGGUACGUACAGUAAUAUUGCACACAAUGCGGCCGAUAUAUUUUAUUGCAAUUUGAAUGUAACUGUGAGUCCGGUUCAUUGUUUUAGUGAAAAUGUAUUCCGCCAAAUUCAUUUGGCUUGCGAGUCCCCCCGCGCACCAGCAUCUGUGUGUCCGUUGCACUUAAACUGGACUCGCAGAAGUUGCAAAUGUAUGCUGAAGACAGGGUCAUUACGCACUCGAUAACGCGCGGACCACAGAGGCCUGCUGGAGAAAAUUGUAAAAAUGUGUGUGCUGUUCGGACUUGCACUUGUGAGCUCGUACUAAGUGCAAGCGUGUUAUAAGGUCUGGCUGCCUUGUUUGCCAUCCAAAGGACGUUCCUUUAUAAGAUGCCUUGGUUUGGGAGACUGAGAAAUGUAGGCUUCAUUGCUCCAUCUUCAAGCAUUAGAAAGGUACUCAGUUUUUGUUUAUUUUCUAUGGGUGGCAUCGGCCUUAAAUGCUGUACAACAACUCACAAAGCCACGGUUGCAGAAGAUCAAGGCUUCACGUUGCCCAUGGUUGCUUGCAGUGAACGUGUUUUAUUGUUGUGUCCAUUUCAUUUACUACAAAAUCUUUACAGUUAAAGAGUUUGUGUUUUAAUCUUAAAAUGUUCCGAUUUUUGUCUUCCUUUCGUCACGGUAUACCGAAUCAAUAUGUUCUGAAUGUAAAACACGGAAGCACCUUGUAGGUUUAUAUAAGCAAUGUAUACAUUUCGAUUUAAAGCUUUCGUGACUGCAAUGAUUCAUCAUCUUUGAUUCUUUCGGUAAAGUCACGUAGAAUGAAAAUAAAAUAAUAAAU